UUAUUAAGUUAUGAAUAAAAAGAAAAACACCCAAGAAAUGUGAAUGGCGCAGACUGAUGUUUUGGCAACAUAAACAGAUAUAGGUCAUGGUAAUAUGCACAGUAGCUCAGUAGUGCACAGUACUACCUGUACAUACUGCAUAUCUCCACAUACAACAUUUGGAAACUAACAUACAAUUAUGAGGGAUCUCAUUUCAUCAGAAAUCAGAUGCAAUCAAUCAAGCCUCUCAAUCUCUGCUUAAUACAUUAUACCCCUCUUGCUCUCAAACAUCUUUGAUAGUAUUUUGGGAUGCAUUUACAACUGUCAAGAUUUAAUUUAAACACCAUGAUUUUUUUUUUAUUACAACACCUCAUAUACACAGGUAUGACACAAGCUCAGUUUCAAUAUUACUGGGCUAUAAAAUCUAUUCAUUGUCUAUUAGAGGAUUAUGCAGCAAGCUUUCAACCAGGGCAGCCAUAUUUAUCCACAGUUCUGAUAGUCCAGGAAUCAUCUUUGCUAGUGAAAGCAGCCUUAAAGUUCCUACACUCUUCUAGGUAACCCAGUUUCCACAUAUCCCAAUUCAGGCUUCCACAAAACACGGACAUUAAUAAGUUGCGAAGCACAUUAAUUAGCUGCAAAGUUAGGUAAUGCAACAGCAUGCUUUCUCUGGUGCAAGCCUUGAAUAAGCAGGGCAUAUCUUAGGAUCUAACAGUAGGUGGCAAUGGGAAAGAAGGGCAUCCUAGAACGGUUGGCUGAGGGGCCAGUGAUAGGAGAUGGGAGCUAUGUCAUUACACUAGAAAAAAGGGGCUAUGUAAAGGCAGGGCCAUUUACACCAGAGGCUGCUAUUGAAUAUCCAGAUGCAGUUCGGCAACUGCAUAGAGAUUUUCUGCGAGCAGGAGCAGAUGUACUGCAGGCUUUUACUUUUUACUCAACCGAUGGGAAACUUAGCACUUCUGAGGGAGGAAAAGUAUUUACAUCUGCAGAUCUUAACCAGUCUGCAUGUGAUAUUGUUUGGGAGGUGGCGAAAACCAAGCCAGACACUCUGGUUUGUGGAGGCGUGUCCCCCACUCCAUGCUAUACCCAAGGGAAGGGUAAAGCUGCUGUUCAGAAACAGUUUCAAAACCAGUGUGAGAUCUUUGUCAAAAAUAAAGUAGAUUUUCUGCUGGGUGAGUUUUUUGGCCAUGUGGAGGAGGCAGAAUGGGCCAUUGAAGCAAUGAAGACUUGUGGUAUGCCAGUGGCUUGUACGCUCAGAAUUGGGCCUCGCGGGGAUUUGGAUGGUGUUUCAGCUGGAGAAUGUGCUGUCAGAAUGGCCCGAGCAGGGUGUGACAUAGUGGGCCUCAACUGCUCCUUUGACUUCCACACAGAACUUAAAACAAUCAAGAUCAUGAAGGAUGCUUUGGCUGCCGAGGGCUUGACACCAUAUCUUAUGACCCAGCCUGUUGGAUAUCACCUUCCGGAGGUGGAGAAUAGCAUUGUGGGUUACUAUGAUCUCCCGGAGUAUCCUCUAGCCCUGGAACCCCGUUUGCUGGUGCGUUUUGACUGUCGUGAGUAUGCUCGCAAAGCCUACGAGCUUGGCGUACAUUACAUAGGAGGUUGCUGUGGAUUUGAGCCCUACCAUAUGAGGGAGGUUGCAGAAGAACUGGCUCCAGAAAGGGGUGGAAUCAGACCACCAGGAGCUGACAAAAAUUCUAACUGGGGAGACGCCUUGGCAGAGUCCACUAUAACACCUCAUGUAGCAAUAAGGCACACUAAAGAAUACUGGGAGACGGUGAUCCCAGCUUCAGGAAGACCAGGUGGGCGUCUGACCAAUGAACUUGUUGCCUACGAAGGUCAACUGAAAUAAGAGAGAAAACUUUAACAGAAGAGCUUCCAGUGUCAUUUGACAACUAACAUUGCAAUCUAUUCAUGUUCAAUCAAUAAAGAUAAAACUGUUGAUGUUUUAAAUGUAUUGCAAAAUGUAACUGUUACACAAGAUUAAUCCCUGUAGAAAAAUAUUGAUGUUAGAAAAAUUGGAUGCAGUCAGAUUGUUACAUGGAUCAUUCUUAAAAUUUAAUACUACUAGUAUUAACUAACCACUGUUUGAUUUUUUUAAUAACUUUAGUAAAUGUUCAUUUUUUUUAAAUUAGGAAAAUGUAAAUCAGUGGCGUAACUGAAAAAAAAAAUUGAAGAUUUUAUUGUGUCCAAAUAAUUUUUAAAGGCAGGACAGAAGUGCAGUUCAUAAGAAAUAGAGCUAGAUCUAUAGAGUAAGUUUAAAAGUGCUGCAAUGGCUCUGAAUGCUUCUAACAAUCAUGACAGAAGUUUUUAUUCAUGAAGCAUGACAAUAUGUCGCUGGUUAUGAAAAGCACAUUUACAUAAAAAUUUACACAGUACAAGUAGGUACAUUCAGGAACAGAUGCACUGUAUACAGUGUUCAUUACCAAUAUCUGCUCAUUUAUUUACAUUUCUUUUUACAAUUAUACACAUAACUACAUAUGAUAAAGUUUUUAGAGACUAAAAGCAAUUCAUUUUUCAGCACACUAGGUUAAAUGAAUGGUAGUUGUUAUAUAAUUACACCAUGUAAUGCUAAGUUUACUACGUUUGGUGGGUGCGUAAUAUCUAAAGCUUAUAAUACACUGUCGUGAUCAUUUGACUCCAGUAAUCACUUUAUAUUAUCAGGUGAUUGCACCAGCAGUUUCUGAAGGUGCUGGCCAACAGUUAAUGAUGGAUAGUUCAUACAUGUAACUACCCUGAAAAAGAGAGUUGGGUUUGGUUGGGUUGUGCAGCCAGCUGAGCAUGCUCUGGUGUCUCAAUUUUGGGCUGUGUUCCUCUAAUAGGCCACCUUCUGGUGAGGCUUUUAACUUACAAAUGUACCUCCAAUGUAUUCAAAUUGUACAAUCAAUAAUAAAUA
Molecule: messenger RNA, 2866 nt
Organism: Lingula anatina
Lineage: Eukaryota; Metazoa; Brachiopoda; Lingulata; Lingulida; Lingulidae
Product: betaine--homocysteine S-methyltransferase 1
Molecular function (GO): betaine-homocysteine S-methyltransferase activity; zinc ion binding
Source: RefSeq, a predicted model, not a curated record